AUGGUGAAGGUCACAGUAAACAGAUUUGACUGCACUGGGAUUCUAGUCAGCUCUGGCAAAGUGGCCAUUGUUGCCACCAAUGGGCCUGAACUACAUGUUGCCUUCAUUGACCUGAACUACAUGGGCUACAUGGUCCAGUUUGAUUCCACCCAUGGCAAGUUCAAUGGCACAGUCAAGGCUGAGUAUGGCAUCAAGAAGGUGGUCAAGCAGGCAUCCGAUAGUCCCCUAAAGGGCAUCCUGGGCUACACUGAAGACCAGGUUGUCUCCUGUGACUUCAACAGUGACCCCCACUCUUCCACCUUUGAUGCUGCGGCUGGAAUUGCCCUCGUCGACCACGUUGUCAAGCUCACUUCUUGGUAUGACAAUGAAUUUGGCUACAGCAGCAGAGUGGUGGACCUCAUGGUCCACAUGGGCUCCAAGGAGUAA
This is a messenger RNA of Echinops telfairi (small Madagascar hedgehog), 426 nucleotides long. RefSeq names its product glyceraldehyde-3-phosphate dehydrogenase-like. The transcript is spliced from 2 exons. The record is from RefSeq and is a predicted model, not a curated record. Lineage: Eukaryota; Metazoa; Chordata; Mammalia; Afrosoricida; Tenrecidae. The coding region runs from base 1 to 426 and encodes 141 amino acids. Gene Ontology annotation, molecular function: NAD binding; oxidoreductase activity, acting on the aldehyde or oxo group of donors, NAD or NADP as acceptor.